Messenger RNA from Saprolegnia diclina VS20, 1020 nucleotides. RefSeq lists its product as hypothetical. The transcript has 4 exons. Gene Ontology annotation, biological process: mRNA export from nucleus. The coding region runs from base 1 to 1020 and encodes 339 amino acids. The record is from RefSeq and is a predicted model, not a curated record. Gene Ontology annotation, cellular component: THO complex part of transcription export complex. Gene Ontology annotation, molecular function: protein binding. NCBI's taxonomy places the organism in Eukaryota, Oomycota, Saprolegniomycetes, Saprolegniales, Saprolegniaceae.
AUGAGCGAGCUACCACCGCUGGCGCCCAAGCCGCGCGUCAACUUCCAGUCGUUCCGGCCCGAGACGUAUGGCACGGUCGCGCCUCUCUCGGAGCUCUCGGGUCACUCCAACUACACGUACGCGCUGGGCUGGAACGCGGCCGGGAGCCUCCUCGCGUCUGGCAGCACGGACAAGUCGCUGCGCAUCUGGGACCCCGAGACGAACAUGCUCGUGACCGACUGCAUUGGCCACGGCGACUCGGUGAACCAGCUGACGUGGGACCCGACGAGCAACACGCGCGUGGCGUCGACGUCCGGCGACAAGACCGUGCGCAUCUGGGACACGAAAUCGUCCAAGGCUACAGCCAACCUGCCUUUUUCGUCCGAGAUCAUGAACCUCGCAUACAGCCAGGACGGCAAGUACAUUGCUGCGGGCCACAACGAUACGACCAUCUACCUCAUCGACACGCGCAAGAACAAGAUGGUGCGGCGCAUCGUCAACCUCUUUGACGUGAACGAGCUCCAGUUCUCCAAGUCGGGCUUCCUCUUCGUCGCAGCUGGCCAUCCGUCGGGAUACGGGACCUUUGAGGUCAUGAAGAUCGCACAGGACGACAAGGCCGUACCCCCGACGCUAGAGAACGUGACCAAGGUCAUUGCGCACUCGGGCAGCUGCUUUGCGAUGGACCUCGACCCGACCGGCCGGCGACUGGCCCUCGGCGGCGCUGACUCGCUCGUGAGCAUUUGGGACCUCGAGGAAGUCUACUGCGAGCACACGUUCAUUGGGUCGCAGUCGCUCAUCCGCACUGUCUCGUUCUCGCACGACGGCAUGUUCCUCGCCUCGGGCAGCGAAGACCCGUGCAUCCCCAUUCUGCACGUGCCCACAGGCGAGCUCGCCUUCUCGAUCGGCAUGACCGACUCGCCACAGCAGAUCGCAUGGCACCCGGCCAAGCCCGUGCUCGCGUACGUCGGUGACAAGGGCGCGCUCGAAAAGAACAAGGAUCGACUCGGCGCGAUCAAGCUCGUCUCGUUAAAGGCGCCGUAA